Molecule: messenger RNA, 378 nt
Organism: Thlaspi arvense
Lineage: Eukaryota; Viridiplantae; Streptophyta; Magnoliopsida; Brassicales; Brassicaceae
Source: the annotation of a GenBank genome assembly
AUGGAUAUUGGCAGAUAUCUCGGCGUAGUCACCGUCAUCGUCAUUCUCUACUCCGUUAAAGCCACGGCACAAUUCGGAGAAGUUAUGCGAUGCGUAGAAAAAGUAAUGCCGUGUCGUCCGUAUAUGCAUUCGGAAUCUCCUCCGCCGUCGUGGUGUUGCGAUACGAUGAAAGAGAUCAUCGAGAAUGACAUGACGUGUCUAUGCGCCGCCUUCAACCAUCCGGACAUGCUCAGAUACAUUGAUCUCACCAAAGAGAACGCUCUUAAUGUCCUUAAGUCCUGUGGUGCUAACUAUGACGGCUCACUUUGUACCAGUACUACCUCUAGAGAUUCUUCUUCUACAGCGUCGUCGGGAUCUACGAGUAGCGGUAUGCACUAA